Coregonus clupeaformis (lake whitefish) is the source of this 1105-nucleotide messenger RNA. RefSeq names its product juxtaposed with another zinc finger protein 1-like. The record is from RefSeq and is a predicted model, not a curated record. Lineage: Eukaryota; Metazoa; Chordata; Actinopteri; Salmoniformes; Salmonidae. The coding region runs from base 55 to 792 and encodes 245 amino acids. The transcript has 5 exons. Gene Ontology annotation, cellular component: nucleus.
UGUAGCUGGCUCCCCUCUCUAGCCCACAUAUUCAAUGUACAGGUAGCUUAGACCAUGACAGGCAUCGCCGCUGCCUCCUUCUUCUCCAACAGUUGCAGAUUCGGUGGUUGCGGACUCCACUUCGAAUCGUUGGCCGAACUCAUCGUGCAUAUUGAGGAUAACCACAUCGACACAGAUCCUCAUCAGUUGGAGAACCAGGAGCAGCAGCAGCCCACCUAUGUUGCCCUCAGCUACAUCAACAGGUUUAUGACAGAGGCAGCGCGUCGGGAGCACCAUGAGAGGCUGAAGAGGAAGGUGCACCCCAAGCUGUCUCAGACAGGCAGUCUGUCUCGUAGCAGUAACAUCUCCACUCCUCCCAGACACAGCAGUGGGAACCUCACCCCGCCUGUCACCCCUCCCAUCACACCCUCUUCCUCCUUUCGUAGCAGCACUCCUACGUGCAGUGAGUAUGAUGAGGAGGAGGAGGAGGAGGAGGACUAUGAGGAGUCAGACAGUGGUGAGUCCUGGACCACAGAGAGUGCCAUCAGCUCAGAGUCUAUCCUCAGCUCCAUGUGUAUGAAUGGAGGAGAGGAGAAACCCUUCGCCUGCCCUGUGCCUGGCUGCAAGAAGAGAUACAAGAAUGUGAACGGGAUCAAGUACCACGCCAAGAAUGGCCACCGGACACAGAUCCGCGUCCGCAAGCCCUUCAAGUGCCGCUGUGGGAAGAGCUACAAGACGCCCCAGGGCCUGAGGCACCACACCGUCAACUUCCACCCGCCAGUCUCUGCCCACAUCCGCAAGAUUCAGCAGUAGCACCCCCCCACCCCAUUUUCUUCAUAUCUUUGUACUUUUUCACAUUUGAGCUAUCAUGUGUCUUUUUGAUAUAUUUUUGGCACAUGGUGCUUACUGUUAAGAUGAUGAUGAUGCUAUGUUUGAAAUAGUGCGUAUUGCCGCGUUCAAAACAACUCGGAACUCAGAACACUUCGACUUCAGUGCAGGGAUCUUUUCUUUUUUUUGUGACUGGCUCUGACUUCCGAACGGUCAUCCAGCUCGGAAUUCCAAGUCGGAAACUCUGGCAUCUUUAUAGAGCUCCGACUUUCCGACCUGAAGAUCACUGACGUCAUGA